This is a messenger RNA of Anneissia japonica, 2801 nucleotides long. Its product is annotated as aminoacyl tRNA synthase complex-interacting multifunctional protein 1-like. The record is from RefSeq and is a predicted model, not a curated record. The transcript is spliced from 7 exons. Gene Ontology annotation, molecular function: tRNA binding. Lineage: Eukaryota; Metazoa; Echinodermata; Crinoidea; Comatulida; Comatulidae. Bases 130 to 1059 code for a protein of 309 amino acids.
CAAAGUUCAUUGCCUCCACUCCCUUUCACCUCUCAACACAGGAUCGGAGGAAGCGAGCCACGUGAAUUUCACUGCAAUCUUGAAUCAGAUACCCGUUCGAAGGGACAUAUUUUGAGAAUUUGUGUCUGCAUGUUUUUGUUGCGGACUACAACAAAAAGACUAAGAAUGGCAAGUUCAGCAGUGAAGCAACGUCUGGAACAGAGAGCCCAAGAAGCGGACCAGUUGAUCAGUCAAUUGAAAAAACAAGUAGAUCAACUGAGAACUUGUGCAGUAGCAUCUGGAAGCUCAAGUGGUGCAAGUCUUGCUGUAGAAAAUGCUCAACUGCGAUUGAAUAUUGAAAGACUGAAGACAAAAUUGAAUGAGCUAGAAGCUAGAAAUGGAUUUGUACAGGUCAGUCUACCAAAUGCAGGAGGUAAAUCUUUAACACAAAAUGUAACUCCAGUUGUUGCUAAUGAGCCUGCUCCUCCAGUUACUCCUGUACAAAAGGCAGGAGAAAGUAAACCAAAGAAAGAAAAGAAAGAAAAGAAAGGUGGUGGCAAACCUCCAGAAAAGAAAGACGAUGUCCCUGUAACAAUAUCAGCGAUGGAUCUUCGCAUUGGCAAGAUAGUUGGCGUUAAAAGGCAUCCUGAUGCCGACUCGCUUUAUGUUGAAGACAUCGAUUGUGGUGAAGCAGAACCAAGAACCGUAGUCUCUGGACUUGUGAAUCAUGUACCUAUUGAGGAGAUGCAAGACCGUAUUGUAAUCAUCUGCUGUAAUUUGAAGCCAGCUAAAAUGCGUGGAAUCUUAAGCCAAGCAAUGGUAAUGUGUGCUAGUGGUGAUACAGUAGAGUUACUCACUCCCCCUGCUGGUAGUGUCCCUGGCGACAGAAUCAGUUUUGAUGGUUUUCCAUUGGAUGACUUUCCCCCACAGAUGAACCCAAAGAAGAAAGUUCUAGAAAAAAUUUUGGCAGAUUUGUUUACCAACGAAGAUAAGGUAGCCACUUACAAAGGUAUCCCCUGGAAAGUUGAAGGAAAAGGCAUUUGUAAAGCACCAACCAUGGCAAAGACAAAGAUAAAAUAGAUGAAUGCAGUCAAUUGAAAAAUAUAAACAAAAAAUUGUAAUAGUCUUAUUUAGUUUAUCCUCACUUAUCACCUCAAAAAUAUUACAGCCAAAUAAAUACUCACUGUAACAUAGCGUUUAUCGCUGAUUUUUGGGUCUUGCAGGUUUAAAAUUAUAUUUGGUUGUGUAUUUUUUUAAUGAUUGUUUUAUAAUACAGUAGCUUUUUUUCAUAUAUAUAAUCGGUAUCUUUAUUCAAAAAACUCCUUCAUAAAAAAAAAUACAUUGGUAGCCAAAAGCUAAAUUGGUGUAUUUUGUACAAAAGGAAAACAAGAACGAGAAACGGUAAAAACAUCACAUUAAAACAAUAGAUCAUAGAUUUAAUUUAAUUUAAUUAGUAUUUUGAGUGUGAUUUCCACAGGAUAAAUCAUCAAUUACUGGGGCAGAUGCAUGGGUGUGCAACAGUGCGAUCGCACCCCCUAGAUUGUCUUAAAAAAAAUAAUUGUUGUAUUGUAUUGUUUAUAUAUUAUUUUUAUCAUUGAAAAUAUAUUACCAAUAAGAUUUUAAAAGUAUAAGAGUUCAAUUUCCGGGUGCCUUGAGGUCCAUAUUCUCAAAAUCUUCUCACCUCAGCCCAAACCAUGGUGUGGAUUUUUAUGCACCCCUUACCGCAAAAAUUCUGCAUUUGCCCCAGAAUUACAUUAUCAAACUAUAAUCCCGUCUAUAAAAUUAUAUGUGAAAAAAUAUGUGACAUACCUAAAUAUGCUCAUGAUGACAUUUCAUUUAACCAUUAAAAAAAAAUGUCAAUUUUAGAUCUAUUUUGGCAAUUAGUUUUAAGGCUAAAGCUGGUAAUAGACUAUAAUAUUUCUGUCUGUCGGACUGAAAAAUAUUUGUUCAAACUGUUGAUGAAGUAGAAGGUUAUUCGAACAGCUGUUGGACAUACAUUUGUUUGAUGUCCCAUUAAAUAUGAAUAUUCAAUCCCAGCACGAUGGCAUAUCUUUGCUUGGAGUAUGCAUACUUUUGUAUCUGGCAAAAACUAUAUAAUGGAGUGUGGUUAAGCUGGAAAAUCAUAGUAAAUUGUUUACUGCGUAGCACCGUAACUAAAUGAAUAGGUGAAUAAUAACAGCAGUGCUCGAAUAGGACUAAGUAAUAAUCGUAUUAGGCAUACUGUAGCUCAUCAACAAAAAAAUUAUUGGGUUCAAAUCAGCUUGAGCAGCUGCCCUUCGAGACACUCAGCAUCUGUAAUAUUUUCGGUAGUUAGCAUUUUCAAUUACCAGUAGAAUCACGAUACUAAGCGAGUUAUUUAAUCAAUUGUUAGUGGCGGCGCCAGAUGUCCAGGAUAGGGGUACUGAUGUUUGCGACGAGGAAAAAAGUGGGUGUGGUCAGGCAUCGGUCAAACCUCUCGAAAGUGGUCAAAAUAUGACAAUUUAGGUGUUUCAAAGGCUAUUUUAAUUGAUUUUAGAGUCUAUUAAUAUGUAAAAAAUACAUAUAAUUUUUUUUUCUCAAGGUCUCGGCGUGGGGGGGGGGGGCAAGUUCUCUAGUUCCCGACCCACUUGUAGCGCCGCCUCUGGUCAUUUUAGCAUUCAAGCUCAGUAAAUUUCCCAAACUAUGCCAGCCUGUGUCCCGAACCUUCGGAAUCACAGCAAAAAUUUUAGGAAAUUCUACCUCUAAAUGGCCAGAAAUUACACUUUUAUAUAGUAAAACACAUCACUAUUAUAUAUAUCAAAACGAAGUGCCCAAAAAAUUUUCUUGAUCUUUUAUCUGCGACU